This is a messenger RNA of Mycosarcoma maydis (corn smut), 1776 nucleotides long. RefSeq lists its product as uncharacterized. Bases 1 to 1776 code for a protein of 591 amino acids. The record is from RefSeq and is a predicted model, not a curated record. Gene Ontology annotation, cellular component: nucleus. Lineage: Eukaryota; Fungi; Basidiomycota; Ustilaginomycetes; Ustilaginales. Gene Ontology annotation, molecular function: protein binding. The transcript has a single exon.
AUGCCUCUGACAGCAGAAUACAAGGCCAAAUGGCCAGUGUUUGCGCUGGCAUGGUCAAAUCAUCCGUCCACGUCGAGCUCCUCAUCGUCGUUCCAUCCUCGCAAUCCAUCCGGUUCAGCACGGUACAUCCCUUCCUCUCCAUCUCCUCUGGGACGUCAGGACAGCCUUGGCGGUCCUCCGCCUUCCACCACUCCUGGACCACCAGACAGCGCAAGGAUAGCCGUCGGAUCGUUCGUGGAACAAUACACCAAUCGUAUCCAGAUUCUGGGCUUUGAUCAACGCGACUCGACUUCGCUCACGCUCCUAGCAGACGCUUCCCAUCCAUAUCCACCAACGAAGCUCGGAUUUCAACCGUCGACGCUCUUUGAUGCUUCUUCCAGCGAGCGGCGUGAGGCAUCACUGGAAAGAGAAAGAAACCCGGGCGAGCGUGGUUAUGCUUCUCCGACAACGAAAUUGGCAAAGCGAGGCAGCUGGGGCGCUAAAGCACGGCCCUCUCUGUCAGGCGAAGGCGUAGAAUCGCCAGACUACUACCCAGAUAGAGAGCUGCUCGCAAGCACGGCUGAUUGCCUGCGUAUCUGGGAGAUCUAUCGAAACGAGUACUCAGAUCCAUACCAGUCUAGCUACGUAGGCGGCAAUGGAGGCGGUGGAGUACAGCAGGGCGAGGGCUCGCAACUGCCGUUUGCGUUACGCGAAAAGAGCGUCCUGGCACAUUCGAAAAACACAAAGAGCCCACCAGCACCACUGACAUCCUUCUCAUGGAACACGCCAUCACCGAAUCUGAUCGUGACUUCGAGUAUCGACACUACAUGUACCAUCUGGGAUCUUCCAACGCGCACAGCCUUGACACAACUCAUCGCACACGAUCGUGAAGUGUACGACGUCGACUGGUGUCCCGGAUCCGCUGACGUCUUUGCCAGUGUCGGGGCGGAUGGCAGUGUUCGCGUGUUUGAUCUGCGCAGCUUGGAACACUCUACCAUCAUUUAUGAGACAGGCACGGCGCCUGGCGCUACCGAGUCGCGUCCAGGGACAAGCAUGUCAAUGUCAUCAAGGGCCACAUCCACUCGAAGCGUACCCGCUGCUCCGCUGCUGCGGAUCGCCUUCAAUCCGUGGGAUGCCAACUACUUGGCCACGUUCCACCUGGAAUCCGACUCUGUACAGAUCCUCGACGUCCGUGCACCUGGUUCUCCCAUCCUGGAGCUUCGAGGUCAUUCGGCUGCAGUCAACGCGAUUGCAUGGGGCCCGCCCUCUGUUGGUGCCGGAGUGCUAGGUCCAAGCAAAGGUAUGGUCUGCUCGGCUGCGGACGAUGCGCAAGUCUUGGUCUACGAUCUCGCCUCGACGACGUUGCGAACCGCCUCGGCACAGGGCAGAAGGAGCCGAAACGGCCACGCUCCAUCACCAGCGCCCGGCUCUCUCGGGUACUCGCAUUCAACCUCUUCGUUUGGCGGCACAUCCAGCCCUGCGCCGACAUCGAGCAUCGCUGGCAGCAUCGGCAUCGGCGCCGAGAUCCCUUUCCUUGCCUACACAACGCCCAAUCAGGACAUGGUCAACAACGUCUCGUGGCUGCGUGCAGGGGGUGGGGGCCUUCCGCCAGGUGUCGGUGGCUUCGGCGGAGGUGGAGGUGGAGGAUCGAGCUCACACAAGAGUGUUGUGCAGGAAUGGAACGAGUUUACUGCGGGGAGCACCGGUGGAGGCAGCUCUUCAUCUGGGUUCGCUCCGCAUGAUUCGGACUGGAUCGCUCUGGCAGCGGGCAACUCGGUGCGCGCUCUCAAAGUAUGA